AUGUAAAAGGAGUUGGAAGUAGAAUCGUCAUAAUCUUUAGCAAUUUAGGCAUAUGAUCACUAUCAAAACGGUGAAUUCGAUAGUGCAUUAGCGAAGAUGCAAAAAGUAAAGAACUUGAAGCAAUAACAAAAUGAAUCAUAGUGCAUUAGGGUUCAAGAAAACAUUUUAUUUUGUCAAUAUUCGAAAUUAGAUGGCAAAAUGAGUGAUGUUUAAUUAUUGUCUUAGUUGCAUGAGCUCAUUUAAGACAUGAUGAAAAUCAAUGAGAAAGAAAAACAGAUAUCUGCAGCCAAUAAAAAUAAUAAAAAAAGUACUGGUAAAUAAACAGCAAACAAUGAUGAAGUUUCUAGUAACUCGAAAAAGGAGGAUGAUACGAUAUUAAGAUACAAUUACUCUGUUAUUUUACUUAAUAUUGGAAAAUUUGAAAAGGCAUUUGAUGUUUUACUAAAGAUUUAUAAAGAGAAGAAAGAAGAAGAUAAUUUUGCAAUUGUAAAAGCUAAACUUCUCCUAUUAGAAUUGGCUCUAUAGCAAAAACACUUUACUCUCGUGAUUUAAAUCCUAAAUACUUUUAAGACUUAAAAACAGCUUAAAGAAAUUAAAGAUCCUAAAGACAUAAAAAAGUAAAAAAGCUAUUAUGUUUCAGUUAUUUUGGGUAAUCAAAUCCAUAGCUUAGAAUAUCCAGAUAAUACUUGCAAAUAUGAAUAGCAAUUUUAUUUAGGAAUGAUUAAAGCAUAAUUAUCAGCUUAGCUAGGUGAUCAUAAAAUGGCUAGAAAGCACAUUAAAUAGAGCUAAAAGUAUCUUAUAAAAUUUGUCACUGUUUUAACUAGCAAUAGCGAAACAUCCCCAUCUUAUCAUCCCAAGCUAUGCUCUAUUAUUCACUUACACGCUCUUUCUUUAUUUAAUUAUACUAAAGCUCAAAUUGCUUACUAUGAAUAGAACUUUCAAAAAGUAUUUAAAUUAAUAUCCCCUACCUGUGUCUUAGAUGCCCAACUGUUAGCAAAUUCUGAUGAAUAUUACAAAUAUUUCUAGAUCUACUAGGUGUUUUAAUUGAAUAAUAUUGGUUGUGCUCAUUUGAGGAUGAAAAAGAGUUCAAUGGCAGUUUUUUAUUUCAAUAAAGCAAUAUAACUUGCACACGAUUUCAGCAAUAAACAAAACUCUAAAAAAUGUGAAUUAUUCCCAAAUAACGUUAGAUAAAUAUAAUUACUUGAAAAGAAUAUCCUGUCUAAAAUGAAUCACCUCUAUUACAAUUUAGGAUUAGCACUCUUCGAAAUGAAGAAAUAUGAAAAAGCUUACUAUUAUUUAAGUUAAGCUUCAGAGUAAAGAACUUCUAGUUAUAGCAUAUGGUAUCGUCUUGGAGAAAUUUAGAUUUGCUAGUAUCAUGAAAUUCUUUCCAAAAAUUUCACAAAUAGCGAAUGCGGCAUAUAUAUGGAUUAAUUUGAUACACAAGAUAUAAAAUACUCCUACUAGACGGAUGUUCAUCAGGCUAUGAGAAAGAACAGCAAGACAAACUUGAAAGAAGAUACAAUUUAAGAGGAGCACUCGUCUAAGAAUUAUUUUAAAAGAUUCUCGUUAUGCAAUCAAGAUAAAGUAAUCUGCUUGUAAAAUGACAAUGACAGUGAUGAAGCACGUAUACAAGCAUUCUAAAGAAAUAAACCAUAAAAUAAGAUAUAUUAUAUUGAUAAGCAGCUUUAAGAAAAACUAGAUUUAGCAUUAAAGUGCUUUAAAAACGCUCUGCACUUGAUUGAAGGAAAAAUAGAAAAAAUCAAUGCUCAAAUUAAGAAUGAUACAAAAUAUUUUAUUUAUGUCGACAGUGAUAAAAAGACAACUUCAAAUGAAGACUUAACUGAACAGUAAUUUUUAAAUUUAAAAGACUCUAUUUUUUCUCAAAGACAACGAAUGCAUCAAUCUCUCCUUACUUAUAUUGCUUACACUCAUCUCUGUCGACAAGAAUAUAACUAAGCUCUUAUUUAUAGCCAAAAGGCAUAUAAAUUAGAUUAUAUUAGUGUUCAAAAUAAAUCCUGCUGUAUAAAUUAUUAAUUAGAGUGCUAUAUGAACCUCAAUUAACCUGAAGAGGCAAUUAAAUUAAUAAAUAUUGACACUAAUUAUUUGGAUUCUGUUGAUAUGAUGCACAGGAAUAUUUCAGGUGUAAAUAAAUCAGAAAUAAGCUUUUCUAAUGCAGCUAUUUCGUUUGGAUUAAAUACAGUUGCUUUUUACCUGAAAAAUAAUGAAGUUACGAAGGCUUAAACAACCCUAAACAAUAUUCUAUCAAAGUUAAACAUAUAAAUAAACUCUCCCUUGGCACAAAUUCCAACAAUAAUACUUAAUCUCUUGAUUUAUCUCUACCUUUUAUAAAACAAUAUACAAUCAGCAUUAACUCUUGUUAAAAGAAGAAGAUUAAUCACAUUUGUAAGUGAAAAUUCAAAUAAACCUCUGAUGAGGAUAACAAAACAAAGCUAUUUAAAUUAUGUACACAGUGUAUGA
Messenger RNA from Tetrahymena thermophila SB210, 2478 nucleotides. Its product is annotated as tetratricopeptide repeat protein. Gene Ontology annotation, molecular function: protein binding. Gene Ontology annotation, cellular component: CCR4-NOT complex. Gene Ontology annotation, biological process: negative regulation of translation; mRNA catabolic process. The record is from RefSeq and is a predicted model, not a curated record. The transcript has 16 exons. Lineage: Eukaryota; Ciliophora; Oligohymenophorea; Hymenostomatida; Tetrahymenidae.